Molecule: messenger RNA, 2466 nt
Organism: Empidonax traillii (willow flycatcher)
Lineage: Eukaryota; Metazoa; Chordata; Aves; Passeriformes; Tyrannidae
Gene: RNF34
Product: ring finger protein 34
Exons: 8
Coding region: 224-1288 (354 amino acids)
Biological process (GO): protein K48-linked ubiquitination; proteasome-mediated ubiquitin-dependent protein catabolic process; negative regulation of extrinsic apoptotic signaling pathway via death domain receptors
Cellular component (GO): cytoplasm; plasma membrane
Molecular function (GO): ubiquitin protein ligase activity
Source: RefSeq, a predicted model, not a curated record
AGCGCGGAGCGCGGGAGAGACGUUCCGGGGAGAGAAGUGGCCGGGCAGAGAAGGGCUCGAGGCGUCGCCCCGGGACUCCUUCCCCAGGGCUGCCCCGGGCUGUGGGGAGCCAGCUCUGGGACGGGCUGUGGAGAGCUCUGGGACGGGCUGUGGAGAGACAGAGAACACCAUGGAGUGAAUUCACCCCUGUCUGGAUUUGCAAGUUAAUUGUGAUGCAACAAAGAUGUUUCCACAUGCGGGAGCUACUUCCAUGUGGGCUUCCUGCUGCGGAUUGCUGAAUGAAGUCAUGGGGACGGGAGCAGUGCGUGGCCAGCAGGCUGGGUUUGGGGGAGGUGCUGGCCCAUUCAGGUUUACACCAAGUACAGACUUCUCAGCGUAUCCAUCUCCAGCUGCAGCCAGCACGAACAUCGUCUGCAAAGCCUGUGGACUUUCCUUCUCAGUUUUCAGGAAAAAGCACGUGUGCUGUGACUGCAAGAAGGAUUUUUGCUCCGUUUGUUCAGUCUCACAAGAGAAUCUCCGGAGAUGUUCCACUUGCCACUUGCUGCAAGAAACAGCCUUCCAGCGACCUCAGCUAAUGAGAUUGAAAGUGAAGGAUCUGCGUCAGUACCUGAUUCUCAGGAACAUCCCAACAGACACCUGCAGAGAGAAGGAAGACCUGGUGGAUCUGGUGCUGUGCCACCACGGAUUGGGGUCGGAGCAGGACAUGGACGCUGGCAGCUUGCGCUCGUCACGCUCACAGACCUCGGGGUUUUUUACUCAUCCCUUUUCCACGUCUGUAUCCAUGUCCAAUCCAGGAGAACUCGCAAACAGAAGGGGAAGCACAGGAAGUGGAACACCUUCACGGGGCCAAACGGAAACAUCUAUAAAUAAUGAAGAAGAAGAAAGUGCAGAAGAGCAGACCCCUGGACUGUCCAGGAAGCGAGCGAGGGCGUCGCUGUCCGACAUCUCAAGCCUGGAAGACAUCGAAGGGUUGAGUGUUCGGCAGCUGAAGGAAAUACUGGCCUGUAACUUUGUCAACUACUCAGGAUGCUGUGAGAAAUGGGAACUUGUGGAAAAAGUGAGCAGAUUGUACAGAGAGAGCGAGGAAAACCACAAGACACAGGGUGAGAAGAUGCAGCUGAACGAGGACGACGACAACCUGUGCCGGAUCUGCAUGGACGCGGUGAUCGACUGCGUGCUGCUGGAGUGCGGCCACAUGGUCACCUGCACCAAGUGCGGGAAGCGCAUGAGCGAGUGCCCCAUCUGCCGCCAGUACGUCGUGCGCGCCGUGCACGUCUUCAAGUCCUAGGCCAGCCCCGGCUCCCGGGGGUGGCAGCGCUGAGCCCCGGCAGCCCCUCAGCCCGUCAGUUCUCGGUUAGACACGGCCCUCGAGCGCCAGGUUCGGUUCUGAAGUUUGUGAAAGGUUUUUCUAACCCCCCCUCCUGCAGGGCAGGGCAGGGCUGGGCAGGCCGAGGCCAGGCCUUUGUGUGCAGGGCUGGCGCUGCCCCGCUGAGCUGAUCACCCUGUCGGGGACUGUUGGAGUCAAACUGUUUACAGCAGCUCUUGCUCUCUUCUGAAGAAUCUCCUUACACGUUCAGCACUCGGCGAGUGGUCAGCAAACACCUCUGCUUGAGCCUGUGACGUUCUUAGUGCAUUAGAAGCAAUGAAUAUAUCAGUUGAAUAUUCAGCUUUUCCCUUACUCUAGAAUGUACCUGUCCCGACACGGGGUCGGGCACGGCUGUAGGAAGCACUGCCAUGAACUGUAUCUGCACAGAAGCCCUUAAGCAAUCUGGCUGUGUGCUGAUUGCUCCUUCUGAAUGUCUGUCAUGACACAAUGUGCUGUCUUGGCUGUUCUCUGUCAAUGUACAAAACACUCCGUCACUUUGCAGGGCUCAGGGGCUGCACGGGGCUCUGCCAGGUGGGCUCCAAAAACCAGUUACUGGGUGGUUUUGGGAUGAGGAAGAAAAUAUUUUUUUAAAAAGGGGUAUUCUAGCAAACCAUAUUAUUAGUGUGGUCCUUAAUCCGCUCAUGCCUGUUGUAACUAUUACUCUGUGAUGAUUGUACUCCAUGUGCCGACAGCCUGAUGUUACUGUGAACACUGAUCAGGGUCACCACCUCCUGCUGCUAACGUGGAAUGUGUGGCAUUACUAACCUUAACAGGGAAGGGGGCAGGUGGGAGCAGGGAAAGGAAACGCAGGUUUGAUUUAAAAACCUCUUGUUCAGAGACUUUCACCCCAAGGCUGAGUCACCAAAACCAGCUUCCCAGGGGCUGCUGGGGCCCCUGUGUCGCUGCCAGCCCUUGGCCCAGGGCUGAGCUGGGCUUUGUGCCAUCAGCACAGGUACAGGAAGGUCCUCUUGGAGCAGGAAUUGUAGGAUACCUGUGAGGGAUGACCUGGGGAAGAAGAGGGGCAAGGGUUGCUCCUGUUGGGGAUCUGGGAGGAUCCCUGUGGCCAAGCUUGGCCAUGACAGAUUGGUUAAGAUCUCUGU